AGAGUUAUGUUUUAGUAUGAAUUCCUAUUGCCAGUUAUGAAGUAAUGUUCUUAUAAGUACUUAGGAGUGAAUAUAUUUUUAGUUCUUAAAUCUUAUAAACGUGUUUUUCAAUUUGUAAAUCUGUGAUGAAAUUUUGUAGUUUCUUUAAAUUUUUAUGUUCUUACAUGUUAAGUUGCCAAAAAUAUGUGUUGUUCGUGUAUUCGGACUGACAGAUCAUAAGAUAUGGUCUAUACGAUAAAAUUGUUUUCAACAUGGCAGAUAAUAAUAAAAAACGAGACAGUUUCAGAAAAUUGUUUCCAAUGUUGUUCUUUUCAAAUAAAAACAAACAGAAAUCUAUAAACGAUACUCACGUAUCAAAAAAAGUUAGUACAAAAAGUGGCACCAGUAGGGACAAUCAAUAUCAGAACCCGAGAUCCGUCUUACAGAAGCAUGAGGCACAUAAUACAGUGGAGGAAGAUGAUGAUCGUGUCUAUGAAAACCUUUCCACGGUAUCUCGUCAGCAGAAUGUAAGCAACUACCCAAAUAACCAUUCAUCCAGCAGCACAUUAGUGUCAGAAAACGUUACUCCGCAACAUGAAAAUACACAAGUUGUAACAAUAACGAGUGAUCGAAACGAUUACAAAUAUAUAGCAAGGCCACAAGUACCGCCAAGGUUGAUGAAUGAGGUACAAUUACAUACGCCACUCAACACAGUGUCAAAUACGUUGAGAAACAAUCCAUACCCUGACGUCUACUAUCAUUCUUUAGAGAAACUUAAAGACAUUAAGCCAAUUAAUGAAACGGAAAUCUAUGAAGCAUCUCGUUCUCAGAUCAAUCCGGCGUCGGUAGGCGCGGAAAUAAAAAAAGUCAGCACAAGGUUUCUGAUUUCACCAAAGAAGGAAGCUGAGGUCAGAACAAUACAACCGACGAGGGCGCGGAGCUUAUCGCUUGAUAAAGAGAAACUUAAAAGCAACGGAAACUAUAAUAAACAACCUUGUAAAAAUUUCGAAAAACCAUACAAUUAUUCAGCACCUUCUACACCAGUUGCUGUAAAUAAUAAGAUACCAAACAUGCCUGCAACUAGUUCACCUUACGAACAAGUUAGAAAAACGAUGAUAGAAGCAGAGGAAAGAAGAAAUUCGGUAAGCAGAUGCAGCUCUCGCAAUAAGUUUACUCCGUCACCCAUGCUCCUUCAUGGUUCUUCUAAAUCAUCAAAUGAAAAUGUAAGAAUAGGUGAUACGAUGACAAAAGAAAAGACCCGGAAGCAAGUGGAAGCUUUUUACUGGCAUAAAAUUGUUGAAAUGAAACUAAAGGAGGAUGAAUAUCUUUUGAAACAAUCAAUAAACAACAACAUGAGAAUGCCCCGAUCAAGUCAACCGACAUAUUCCACGUCAAAUUGCAGUACGCCGACAUCAUUUGUAACAGAUCCAAGAAGCUGCAGUCUGCCGAGAGGAAACGAAAUAAACCAAGCCAUAUAUUCUUCACCAUUUACGAGAGGUGCUAUGGAGCGGAGGACGGAUUCUUUCAUUACUAAUAAAACGGUCAGAAGAGAUCCCCACAUAGUGUACCGUCAUCAGGAACCUUCACAGCAGAUUGUAAAAACUAAAAUAUUCGAUCGCGGUUCACUGACACGCGAUCCUGUUGUUCUGCAACAGUCCAAGCGAGUUAGUUUUGACAAUCCGAUGUACCGUGGGACAGUUUUCAAUUCAGGAACACAAAGAAGGGAUGUGACGUCGCCAGAAUUGGGGCAUAAGGAACCCCCGCGGCCACCAAUUCGUACUAGUAGUGCAGUUAGUGCAAACAAAAAUCACAGACUAGUGUCUAAUAACAGGAACACUGUUAAAGUUAUGGGCGGACCUCAUUCAAUCUGUUCAGAAUCUGAGAGCGGCUCCGAGGCUGGUGAAAUUCAGAGGAUAAUGCAGAACAACGGAAGGCGAGAAGAGGACUGGCAAAGCGAUCCUAGACUUGACGGUGGUCAGUCUGACACAGAGGCAGGACGGGGGCCGCCGCGGGGUCGGCCCUCCCGACGAGAUGAUCCCCGACGACACACACUUGCUGGCAACCAUUUGUAUACACAGCAAAGCGCGAUUACUGGACUCGAUGAGGAGAGAUAUCGUGUUGCGAACGUGAACAUUCCAGAAUACGCUGUUCCUGAUAAAAAUCGCAUUAUGAAGCCUUAUCCACAAAUAUAUCCUAGAAUGAAAAAGCCGCCACUACCUCGGUAUCUGCCGGCUCCCAGCAACAUGUUGUUUGAGGACGAUCCGGGCGUAAUGUCCGAGGUCGAAACCUCAUCCACUGGAUUUAGACGCGGAGGGAAACAACGGUCUUCACUACCCGUUGUUCGUACCCCUAGCAAAACACUGGAGCGCCCCCUGGGUUUGGUUUUUCUACAAUAUCGUAGUGAGACCAAACGGGCGCUCCUACCAAAUGAAGUCACCUCUAUCGAUACUGUAAAAGCACUUUUUGUAAGAAGUUUUCAAAAACAAUUAACUAUGCAAUACAUGGAUAGCGAUCACGUGAAGAUAUACAUACACGACACAUCGAAAGAUAUGUUCUACGAACUUGAAGACGACAGGGCACAUCUACGGGAUAUUCGUGAUCGCUCUGUACUACGACUAUUUGAGGCAACAGACAUGGGCGGAGGAGUUUUUCCCGGUUCAGUCGGGGCAAGCUCCGUGGCCAUGCCUUCAACUUCGUCCUGGGAUCAGGACCAGAAUUACUUCAGCGAACCUGAGAUCGACUCGGACUACCAUCACCAACAUGUCCAUAACAAGAGCAAAGUAAAGGCUCCUGCUUACUACAUGGGCACCCCUGCUCCUAGUACCCUUCCGCGUGGAGGGUCUCUUCUUCGUGCUUUCUCUCCCGCUGCUCCCCCUGUUCCAGCUGAUCGAGUCAAAGCUUUGCCACCAGGUCCUACAGCGCCCAGCAAACCGGUCCGCUCGUACAUCCCGGGAAGCGGAUCGGAGCGGUGUUUCCCCUUUGCCUCAGCUGAAUGCCCUCGCGGUACCGACCAACUAUACUCUAUCCCUGCUCAUUCUGGCGAUGGAUAUAUGUCGUCUCCCGAACGCAGCGCGCCACGGCCUUAUGAAGAUCCUUACUACACUCAAUUCCUUGGCCCAUCUGCAGGAAGGACUGGAAUCGCUCCAGUUAUUGACGAAGAAGCCAAUGACUCGGUGAUAAUAGAUGAUGCAUACCAAAUGUAUGGCGUAAAUGCAAUAACAACAGCACCUCGGCCCAUGCCGCGGCCGGGCCCAUUCGAAAGGCUUGGCGCGCCACUCGAAGAUAUGCAGCGUCUCCGUGUAGAGAAGAUGGAACGUCAGCUCGCAAACCUUACGGGACUCGUGCAGAAAGCGCUGCAAGUCCCAGCGGUGGUGCCCGCACCUCCUGCUGUAGCUCCUAGACAGGAGUAUCAACCCUACGCUGCAAGACCAGCUACGCAAGAUGCAGCACGAUUUGCCAGCACCGAGAGACCUCCAAAAUUAGGCAAAGACAGAUUUCAAAAAUCUGUCUCUUUUGAGAAAUCGGUAUCCUUUAGCGAUGACCCACCAGAUAUGAAUUCUCCCAAACAGCAUUCGCCUCAACACUCAGCUGAUACAAAACCAACAAAACCGGCAAUCAAGUCAUCUACAUUGCCGAGGACAUCAUCUCAAGAACGUGAUCGCUUGAAACCCGCCCCGCCGCCCAAGCCAGUUGGACUCGUGGGCCAGCAGCUUCCCUUGCCACCUCAGAAGACCUGCACUCUUAACGUCAAUCCAGAUUUCUUUAAUCAACUACGGUCUCUACAGAAGCAAAGCCGUGAUCUUCGUAUUGAGACUCGCAAUCUUCGUCGGUCUACUUUAAAUCAAUCCAUGCAGAUGAGGCAAUUGAUGGCCGAUACCAUUACAAAAAUAGGUGCCAUCGCUGCGAGCUUUUGUCAGGAAGAUCCAGACUCGCAAUUAACUCGCGAAGAAGAGAUCUAUCGCCAGGAUAUGCUGCUAUUGGAGAACGAUUUGUAUGAAUUGGAAGCCACAGUUGAACGUCUGCGUGGCCAAGCGGCAAAUAGUUGCAGGGAAACCCGCGUCAAUAUGGCGGACAUCGAGCGCAUUGCAAUGGUGCUUUCAAAGAGCAGCAAAACCGUAGCCGACUGGAAACUGAAAUUCCCGAUUCUUCAAGAAACAAUGAAGACUAAGCUUGCUGGUGAAAUGGAAAAGGUGGUCCGUAAGGAGAAAAUGCUGGAAGAUGAACCAGAGCGUUUGGAGCUUGCUUUGCGUCGCUGCAAAAAAUUGACAGGCACGCUUGUGACUUUGAAGAGGUUGGCUUGCGUCCAAGAACAGCGCCUGCCGGUCGGCGACGGCCGCGUGUCUCCGAGCUCAUCCCAGAGCUCCAUCACUGUGGGCCCCUCAUCUGAGGAAUAUACUUCCGAAACCGCAUGCACAAGUGCGCCCACCAACAAGGCCGCCAGCGGCGGGCGAGGUGCUGCGCCCCGGGGAACAACGGAGCUGCGGCCAGAGAACGCCCUCGAUGCGUUACUAGACGAACUGCAAACUUUCGCCAAACCGGCGGAACGCGGCGGGCGCGGCGACCCCCGAGACCCUCCUCUGCGCCGCCUUCACUCUUACCCCAGCGGCAGCGAUACGGAUGCUUCGCCCCCGGUACGUGCUCGCGGCCAACACCCUCCAAAGCCUCCAGUACCGGAGCGACAUCCUGAACUUCUAGCAAUGGCCGUCCGUCGCGCCCCGCCGCCGCCGCCGCCCCGCACCACCUCCCGCUCCCCGCUGGCCUCACCAACCUCACCACCCUCGCCCCCUUCGCCGCACUCCCCCCGCUCACCCUCUUGCCUAACUCACACCGCUGAAAUCAACGAUGACAAAAACGCCUCGCGUCAAGCUCUCCUAGAACAGCGCCACCAAGAGCUCCUUAAAAAACAAAAGGCACUACAAGAACAAUACGCUAGACUGCAAAUGAUCCAACGCAGUGGGCCCACAUUACCGAUUAACGCCCAACCUGAUCUUAAAAAAACUGGUAGCGAAUCCAAUCUCCUCACAAAAUUAAAUCUUAAUCUAGCACCAGCGAAUAUGUCCGGCAGUAUGACACAUUUAGCAGGAGAAAGUAAAAAAAAACAAAACGAUUUAACUUCAGAGCAACAAAAUCCUAAGGAGACAGUGCCUGACGCGAUGGCCACUACUAAUAAGGUUUACGAGACUGACAUACUGUGACCGUGUACAUUUUGUUUUAUAUCCGUUACACCUACGUUGUUAUAGACCAUAUAUACAUUAGUACUUUGUAUUUUAUUACUGUAAUUAUUAUAAAUUUUUUAAACGAUUUUGUUAACAUUCGUAAUGUUAUCUUUGAAACUUUUUUAUAUUUGAUACCUUUUUGUAUAAUUUAGUGUCAGUCCUAUAUUAAGAAUUCGCUUGACCCAUCUCUAAGCCUUAUUCCCAAACAUACGCAAGCAUAAUUCCGCUUUAGCUGAGAAUAAUUAACAAUAACAUUAAAACAACAACAUGGCAAGUUUACGGAAUAUCGAAAUGCCUACCACUGAGGAAUAUUAAUCAAAUAUAUGUAGCCAAAUAGUACCUUUCAAUAAAUGUGAAAUGUGUGUCCCUAAGAACAAAAUGUUAACCCUUUACCCCAAAUUAUACAUGUUAGAUAUAAUACUGUUAAUUUGCAAGCAGAUAUACGAGACGAAACACUAAAAUGUUUUAUUGGAAGGAUGAGGUUUUUACAUAAACAUGUCCAUUUUCUCGGUCAACCUAUGCAGUUUACAAUUUCAAAAACAAUAAAUAACAAUGCAAUUAUAUCUGCUUGCAAAUAAUAUCUUUUUGGAUAUCGUUUAAAACAUUCCAUUCUGUAGUAGAAUACACAUUUAUCUUUAUACUUACGCAUAUCCAAUAACAUCUUGUGAAUGAUUGUCUGUGACAUUACGUUUCUAUUACGCUUAUGUUGAUAUCAAAGUUGCGUUUAUUGUAAUUCUACAAUAGAAUGAGAACAACCCAAAAUAGUCUGUUGAAUUCAGCAUAAAUUUGAAAGUGUGGUUAAAAAAUCCACAUACACUUAUAGUGUAAAAAAAAUAUUUGUGACUCAAAGUAGCCCCUUAAAUUUUAGCUUAAGAAUUCUAUUAUGAAGUGCCAAAACUCAAAAGUUUUUUUUGUAAUAUUUACACUGUUCGCUUUGAGGAAUUUAAAACACGCUAUAUUAUGGUUCAAUUGAUCAUAAAUGGCGAUCUAUAAAACCUAUCAAAUCUGCCGUGAGCUUAAUUUUAGAACAUAGAUGACAUCUAUGUUUUUUUGUAUUCCAAAUCCGUUAAAUAUCUGCUCCAACCGCAACGUACCUUCAACAAUUCGAUAUGUUCUAUCACAACGAAAAUACUACUUUUAUCAAUUAAAUUUAUCGAAAUUAUAAAUUUCUUUAUAAACUAUAAUAUAAUAUUUUUGACGGCAACAUUUGAACGAUCAAUAUUUAUGCAACGUCAUUGAGACGAAGGGAAUUAAGAAAAAAAAAUUUAUUGUAAAGUAUUUAAUGACAUUUAAGUCUGUUGAUAUUCAUGAAGUAUUAAAGCUUGGUUUUCAUUAUAUGUUACCUACUUUUGUUUUAUAAAUUUAACUUACCGAUGUGAUUAUUUUUCAUACAUUAAUUGGAUAUAUUAGAUUUCAGCUAUGUGAUUAAUUUCAAAUUCCGUCAAUAAUAUUAUGUUAGUUACCAGUAUUCAGUUGAAGUAUAUUAAUGUUCAGUAUGUUUGUGAUAGUAAUAUGAGUGUUUUUUAAAAUAUUCUUAUUUUUAGACUCAAGUAUAUCGUCUUAACCAAUGUAUAGAAUCUAGAUUUAGUAAUCAUAUUUCUAUGUUAGCGUAUGUCAAGCCAAAUGAGUGUAUGCUUAUCAAUGUUAUUUGUGAACACUACAGUUCUGCGGUGGCAUUGAAAUAAUAAAAUCGUAUAAAUAGAAAUGUGAAUGAAAUAAUGACAAAACUGCUAUUCAUCCCACACACGACAGUACGAUUGUGACUAACAUAAGUACGAACAGAGAUCAAAAUCUAUGCCACCGCAAGAACUCACUUCACCACUUUUAUUAUUCAAGCACAAUAUCAUAAGCACUUAGAAGUUAAUUUAAAUCACCAACGAUGAAAUGUCAAGAAAUAGCAACCCGAAAAAAAAAUAAAACAACAUAUAAAUACAUUAUAAUACUAUACAUGCGCUAGCCAAGUAGGUAGUAUAUGCAAUAUGACAUAGCAAGAAUACUUACAUUUUGCGUAGCAUGGAAUCGGUUUCAUUUACAGAGAGAAAAAAUAUUUUUGAAAUAACAAUAGCAAAAUUAAUUUUCGUAAAAUAUCUGAGCACUCAAAGGAUUUGAAAAAAAAAAUAUUUUAUUUAUAUCAUACUAUGGAAUUAUGUCGCAUUGCAUCCGUGUGUAUCUGCAAUUUCUUAACAUAUAAAUUGGGAUGUAAAACUGUAUUUUUUCAUUCCAAUUAUAAAAUACCACUCAUUCUACAUUUUAAAUGUAUGUAAAUUAAUAUUAAGCGUAUUAUACUAACUUAAACUAGCACGACUUCUAUGUAUAAUGAUGUGUAGACGUAUUGAGGUAUUAUGUUACAAGAAAUGUUAACCCUAGCCACAAAAUAUAUGUUACUAUUAUAGUUUUUAAUUUUUAAUUAUGUUAGUUUUAGUAUGAAUUAAUGUUGUUUGAUAAUUUCGGCCAUGGAAGCCACUUAUAUCGUUUGAACAGCUAGCAAUGCAAUUAAUUAUUUGCUCGUUUAAAUCGCUCGUACCAGCAGCAAAUACAAUAUUUAUCUAUUUAUAAAAGAUAAACAAUAUCUACAAGCUUUUCUCUGUCCACUAUGUACUUAUCUUAGAUCGAAAUAUACUUAUUUUAUUUGAAUAGCCAUGUCAAAUUUGUUGAAACAAUUGUUAGUAAUUUUAUUAAAUCAAUUAAACGAUCUUAAUACAAUUAUUGUCUAUUAUAUUUUAUAGCUUCAAGCUGUGACAGUUAUUAUUAGUUGUUAAUUUCUUUAAACUGCGUAUUAUCUUGUUUAGUUACUAGUUCAUGUUAUUUAAAUAGUUUAUUACCGAAAUAGCUUCUGUAUGUUUUAAUGUGGAAUUAUAUAUAUAUAUACGUCAA
Messenger RNA from Danaus plexippus (monarch butterfly), 8069 nucleotides. RefSeq names its product coiled-coil domain-containing protein CG32809. The transcript has 24 exons. Gene Ontology annotation, cellular component: cytoplasm. NCBI's taxonomy places the organism in Eukaryota, Metazoa, Arthropoda, Insecta, Lepidoptera, Nymphalidae. The coding region runs from base 252 to 5174 and encodes 1640 amino acids. The record is from RefSeq and is a predicted model, not a curated record.